AUGCCAGAAUUCGCAGGCACAAUAAUUGGGGUUCCAGUACUCAAUGUGCCAGGGUUCCUGGAUUCUGUGCGCUCUUUUGAUGGACACGAUCUUAAUCGGCUGAUGCCAGGUAAUCCAAAUGGAGCAGCCCCGCAGCAAUACGCAUAUCGCGUGUUCCAAGAGAUCGUGAUGAAGAUGAAUUAUGUCUUUGAUCUCCACACGGCGUCUGCCGGCCGGCAGAACGCGUUGUAUGUUCGCGCCAACAUGAGCGAUGCCGUUAUCUGCGAGAUGGUAGCAGAUCCUGUGAUCAAAGGAGAUGUCAUAGCGGAAAUACACUCGGUCUUUGGUGAACUGCUCGAACGGUUUGUCGCUCCCAGUGAGCAUGCCACAGUGAUUGUUGGUCUAGAGUCUAACUCCAUUGCGAAAGUUGGCAAUCGAAUCGUUCACCUUGGGGCCAUUGGGGAUGAGUUUCUGCGCGAGAACGAAUACGUCGAGAGAUGGCAGAAGCUGCACGGAAAGCGCUUCGACUCCGAGGAGAAAGCUCGCAAGAAGCAGGCCCGUGAAGGCCACAAGGCCUCGAAGGAUGCCCAGAACCUGCGCGGUCUGCGGGCCAAGCUGCAUCAGCAGCAGCGCCACAAGGAGAAGAUCCAGAUGCGCAAGCGCAUCAAGGCCCAGGAGGAGAAGAACGUCAAGUCCAACACGGAAGCCGCCGAUCUGUCGUCCGCCGUGCCGCACUACCUGCUCGACCGGUCCGAGGCCACCAACGCCAAGGCCCUGUCCUCCGCCAUCAAGGACAAGCGUAACGAGAAGGCCGCCAAGUUCGCCGUGCCGAUUCCCAAAGUUCGCGGUAUCUCAGAGGAGGAGAUGUUCAAGGUGGUGAACACGGGCAAGAAGACUCACAAGAAGGCGUGGAAGCGAAUGAUCACGAAACCCACUUUCGUCGGUCAGGAUUUCACGAGACAGAAUGUGAAGUACGAGCGGUUUAUCCGACCCAUGGGUUUGCGUUACAAGAAGGCCAAUGUCACCCACCCCAAGCUCGGCGUUACGAUCCAGGUCCCUAUCCUCAAUGUCCAGAAGAACCCCAACAACCCGCUGUACACCCGUCUUGGAGUUUUGAGUCGGGGUACCAUCAUCGAAGUCAACGUCAGUGACCUGGGAAUGGUUACUACGUCAGGCAAGGUGGUUUGGGGUAAAUGGGCACAGGUUACCAACAACCCCGAGAACGACGGUUGCGUGAAUGCGGUUCUUCUUGUUUAA
Aspergillus affinis is the source of this 1236-nucleotide messenger RNA. Its product is annotated as rRNA-processing protein NSA2. The record is from RefSeq and is a predicted model, not a curated record. Gene Ontology annotation, cellular component: nucleolus; preribosome, large subunit precursor. Lineage: Eukaryota; Fungi; Ascomycota; Eurotiomycetes; Eurotiales; Aspergillaceae. The coding region runs from base 1 to 1236 and encodes 411 amino acids. Gene Ontology annotation, molecular function: hydrolase activity, acting on ester bonds. The transcript has 9 exons. Gene Ontology annotation, biological process: maturation of 5.8S rRNA; maturation of LSU-rRNA.